This is a messenger RNA of Pyrgilauda ruficollis (rufous-necked snowfinch), 1083 nucleotides long. It is a transcript of the gene ASB18, whose product is annotated as ankyrin repeat and SOCS box containing 18. Gene Ontology annotation, molecular function: protein binding. NCBI's taxonomy places the organism in Eukaryota, Metazoa, Chordata, Aves, Passeriformes, Passeridae. The record is from RefSeq and is a predicted model, not a curated record. Gene Ontology annotation, biological process: intracellular signal transduction. Gene Ontology annotation, cellular component: cytoplasm; nucleus.
AUGAGUGAGGCACCAGGAGCUGGGACAGGAAAGCUGAGGAUUUCCUCCAAGUUGGACUUGGAGCAUCCCUUGGCACCUCGUGCUCCCAUCGCCAGGUUCUACACAGCCCUGGUCACGGGAGACCUGAGGAGCCUGCAGCUCCUGACUGACAGAUACCACCAAGAUGUCAACCUGGUCUUUGAGAUCAGUAAAAACCAGCUGGAGUGGCAGGUGAAAAGCCAAGCCUCUUAUGGACUCUCAGGUGCUCAGGAGACGGUCCAGGAGGUCCUGGAGCUGCUGAGAAACACAGUUCCUCUCUCUGGGUGUGCCAAGCUCCUGCUGAUGCGCGGGGCGGCCGUGGAGCUGCCGAGCGAGGCGGGAGGGGACACGGCCCUGCACGUGGCCGCCAGGCACCGUCUCUGCCACCACGCCCGCCUCUACCUGCGGCGCCGCACCCGCGUCGACGCCCGCAACGCGCGCCAGGAGACGGCGCUGGGCGUGCUCUGCGGGCAGGCCCCGGGCGACGGCGACCAUUCCCUGCAGCUUUUCCAGCUGCUGCUGGGCCACGGCGCCGACGUGGAGGCCCGGGAUGAGAGCUGGAGGCGGCCCUUGCACCGGGCCUGCGGGGCGGCCGACGCCGAGCUGGUGCUGCCGGCGCGGCGCGGCGCCGACGCCAACGCCGUCGACUAGGACGGCGUGUCCCCGCUGGGCUAGGCCCUGCAGGGCGCUGCCUCCCGCCCGGAGCUGCGGCCCCACCUCAGCGUGAGGCUGCUGCUCAACCACGGCUCCCGGAAGAUUUGGCCCCCAGCCUUCGUCAAGGAACCGGUGCUGAAAUCCUGCACAGCCAUGCCGGAGGUCAUCGAGGUCCUCUUCAACUCCUACUCCCAAAUCCCGGUGUCCCAGGAGUGGGCCAAGGCCGUGCCAGAGGAGGUGUUCCAGCAGCACCCGCCAUUCUACCAGUCCGCCCGGAGCCUGCAGCACCUGUGCCGUGCCACCAUCCGGGCACACUGUGGGGACAAGUGCCACUCCCUCAUCCCCCUGCUGCCCCUGCCCGGGGCCCUGCGGGAAUUCCUGCUGCUGGAGCCCCAGGGAGUGGUGCUGUGA